Prunus mume (Japanese apricot) is the source of this 2314-nucleotide messenger RNA. RefSeq names its product galacturonosyltransferase 15 (gene GAUT15). The record is from RefSeq and is a predicted model, not a curated record. Lineage: Eukaryota; Viridiplantae; Streptophyta; Magnoliopsida; Rosales; Rosaceae. Gene Ontology annotation, molecular function: polygalacturonate 4-alpha-galacturonosyltransferase activity.
CUUUCCCCUUCUCUCUCUUUUUUAUUUUUUUACUUUAAUUUUAACGUUCCAAAUUAAAAAGAAAGAGAAUUUUUGCGAGGAAAAUUUAUAAAUAAAAAGAGCGUGAUCUGAUUGAGUUUUGCGUCUCCCGAAAACAGAAAGAGAGAAAAAAAACUCUGCAUCAUCUCUCUGGCCUUCUUCGACUAAUUCCAGUCCGUGACCUCCCUCCAAAUCCCAAACCCCAAAUUCCAUUCGCAUUUCGAGUUUUCGAUCUCACUCGCGCUCUGUGCGGUCAGAUCUCGCCGGAGCUCGAAUGAGCUCGAGACCGUUCUGCACUUUCUAGCCCGAUCAUCCGCCGUCGUAUUAAUGAAGCUGCAGAGAAGAGAGAGUUGCUCUGCUUCUUGCUUUGGAGGAAGAUGAAGUUCUACAUAUCCACGACGGGGAUAAAGAGGCUGACGAUAUCGAGCGCCGGAGCCAGCAAGGCUUCUCCGGCGACUCGGAGGAUUUCCGGCCGGACGGUGUUGCCGUUGGUGCUGGUGCUCGCUCUAAUUUUGCCCUUCCUUUUCGUCCGAAUUGCUUUCAUUGUCCUUGAAUCUGCCACUGCCUGCUCUUCCACGCUUGACUGUAUAGGAUGGAGGUUUUUCAGCGGGAGCGACGAAUCUAUGCUCAGAGAGGAGUUGACAAGAGCACUGCUGGAAGCAAAGGAUGGUAAGGUCGAUAAUAAUGAGCAAGGGAUAGAGUCUUUCAACCAGCUUGUGCAGGAGAUGACUUUGAAGCAACAAGAUGUCAAAGCCUUCGCUUUCAAAACAAAGGCUAUGCUAUCAAGGAUGGAACACAAGGUUCAGUCAGCCAGGCAGCGUGAGUCAAUUUACUGGCAUUUAGCCUCACACGGUGUCCCCAAGAGCCUACAUUGUCUUUGCCUCAAAUUAGCUGAAGAAUAUGCUGUGAAUGCGAUGGCUCGAUCUCGCUUGCCUCCUCCUGAAUAUGUUUCUCGACUUUCUGAUCCCUCCUUUCACCACCUUGUUCUCCUAACUGAUAAUGUCCUUGCAGCUUCUGUUGUUAUCUCUUCUACAGUCGAAAAAUCAGCCAACCCUGGAAAAUUGAUUUUUCACAUAGUGACUGACAAGAAAACUUACACUCCAAUGCAUGCAUGGUUUGCAAUUCAUUCUAUUCAAUCAGCAGUGGUGGAAGUUAAAGGGUUACACCAGUACGAGUGGUCUCAGGGAGUAAAUGUUGCGGUCAAAGAGAUGUUAGAGAUCCAUCGCCUGAUUUGGGGAAAAUAUUACAAAAAUUUGAAAGAAGAGGACUUUGAGUAUGAUGGAGAACAUAAAAGAUUCUUAGAAGCUCUGAGUCCCAGCUGCCUUUCCCUUAUGAACCUUCUUCGAAUUUAUAUCCCUGAGCUGUUUCCAGAUCUCAACAAGAUAGUGUUCUUGGACGAUGAUACUGUUGUGCAACAUGACAUAUCAUCUUUGUGGGAACUCGAUCUCAAUGGCAAUGUUGUUGGUGCAGUUGUCAAUUCAUGGGACGGUGACAACUGUUGCCCAGGAAGAAAAUACAAGGAUUACUUUAAUUUUUCAGACCCUAUAAUUUCAUCCAACUUCGAUCACAAUCGUUGUGCGUGGCUGUAUGGUAUGAAUGUCUUCGAUCUUGAAGCUUGGAGGCGAGCCAAUAUAACAGAAACAUACCAUCAUUGGUUAAAACUUAGCCAGGAAUCUGGGUUGACAUUGUGGCGUCCAGGAAUAAUUCCACCUGCCUUAAUUGCAUUUGAGGGUCAUGUGCAUCAUAUUGACCCAUUAUGGCAUGUCGCCGGGUUAGGUUCCCGGUCCCCAGAAGUUCCCAGAGAUAUAUUGGAGGCUGCUUCCGUUAUUCAUUUCAGUGGCCCAGCAAAGCCGUGGCUUGAGAUUGGCUUUCCAGAGGUACGGAGCUUAUGGAAUAAGCAUGUAAAUUCUUCAAACAAGUUUGUUAGAAAAUGUAGGAUCAUGGGGUGAAGAGGACGAAGUUCUUUCACUCUCUCUCAGAUAUUCAUUUUGGGACAAAUCCAGAAGCAGAGUUUGGGGAACAGAGGGAAGAAGGUUUUGGCUUCAGUCUCUGCACACACUCAGCUCAGCUCUGGACACUUCAGAUGGUUCGUAUUCAUGUCCAUAAUAGACAGUAGACGAACGAAGGUACCAUGAGAUGCAAAUCCAUAUAGCAUAGAAUCAGGAUUUUCAACCUUAAUGCAUAUAAAGGGAUAUAAGCUUCUUCAUGGAUAUAUGUAUCUCUCUGACAUUAUAUUGUAAAUUUACUCGGGUAAAAUUGAAAUUGCUUAGAUCAAUGAUCAAACUUGGUAGUAAUU